Dermatophagoides farinae (American house dust mite) is the source of this 2330-nucleotide messenger RNA. Its product is annotated as sorting nexin lst-4. Lineage: Eukaryota; Metazoa; Arthropoda; Arachnida; Sarcoptiformes; Pyroglyphidae. Gene Ontology annotation, cellular component: plasma membrane; cytoplasmic vesicle. Gene Ontology annotation, biological process: endosomal transport; endocytosis; plasma membrane tubulation. Gene Ontology annotation, molecular function: protein binding; phosphatidylinositol binding. The record is from RefSeq and is a predicted model, not a curated record.
AUAUUGUAUGCAUGCAAAUACAAUAUGUGUGUAUGUAGAGCCUUAGCUUGCGUAUAAUUACGUCUUGUUUUUUUUUCUGCGUGUGUGUUUUUGUGUGUGUGUGUGUGUGUGUCGAUCAAUGAGUCAAAACAUGCAUACCAUUUCAUUCAUUCAUCUGUUAAUGAUGAUGAUGAUAUUGUGUGAUUUGUGAUGCAGUGGUAUCAAAUGAUGAUGAUGAUGAUAAUAAUAAUUUGAUUGUGGGUGUUGGUGAUGUUUUUUUAUUAUUUGUUUUUGUCUUUGUUUUUUUUUGCCAUGUCUUUUGUCAAAUCAUCCAGAAUCAUAUCAUUUUAUUCGAUAUUCGAUGAUAUAUAUUGUGAUUUAGUGUUUGACAAAUAAUAAACAAUAAAUAUAAUAAUUAUUUCUUUACUCAUUGAUGAUGAUGAUGAUGAUAAUCGAUUAAAAUAGAAUCGAAAUACAUAUAUUUUAAAUGAUUCAUCGUCAGAACAUUUUUUUUAUUGAUUAGUUUUUUUUUAUUUCAUCCCCUAACAGUGUUUUCAUUUUUUUUUCAUUUCAUCAUCAUCAUCAUCAUCAUAAUAAUCGUCCACAACAAUGAAAGUAAUUGCACUUUAUGAUUUUCAAGCACAGCCUGAUACUGGCGAAAUUUCCAUCACAAAAGAUGAAAUGAUUACGGUUACACGUCAAGAUAUUGGUGAAGGAUGGUGGGAAGGUAUUAAUUCUCGUGGACAAAAAGGUCUUUUUCCUGCUGAAUAUGUUUCACCUGUCGCUGAUCCAAUUCCGGCUACUAAUGAUGCCUGGAUUGCACCAUCAAAAGAUCCAAAACCGACAAUGUUAUCGUUUGUGAAUCCUACUGGAACAGCUAUGAAUAAUAAUAAUAAUAAUGUUGAAUCAACCAGUCAACCACCACAACAAUUUAAUAAUGUUGAUAAUAAUUAUGAUCAAGCUGAUGAUGCUGAUUGGGGUGAUGAUGAUUGGGAUGACGAUGAUGAUAGUCAAACAUCGGAAUUUACUGCUGAUUACUCACCAACGAAUCCUCCACAGAAUCAAAUAGCUCCAAUCCAUAUUGGUAACAAUGGUAAUCAUCAUGGAAAUUAUGGAAAUAAAAUUGGUCAACCAUCGAUCAAGAAAAGCAUAAAUAGAUUUUCCCAUUUUGUUAAAUCAGGUGGUGAAGAUUAUAUACUUGGUUUGAAAACAUAUAAUGUUAAUCAAAAUGAUCUAAUUCAUAUUGUUUUCGAUGAUGAUGGCCAAUUAAAAUGGGCACCAACCUAUUUUAAUGUAACUGUGAGGGUGGAAGAACCCCAAAAAGAAAGUAAAAUGAAAGGUUUGAAAAGUUUUAUCGCUUAUCGUUUAACACCAUCAGAUACGGGCAUACCCGUGAAACGAAGAUAUAAACAUUUUGAUUGGCUACAUGAACGUUUACAGGAUAAAUUCACUACAAUACCGAUACCAUCAUUGCCGGAUAAACAAAUAUCCGGUCGUUAUCAAGAUGAUUUUAUUGAAAAUCGAAGAAAACAAUUACAAUCAUGGGUGGAAAGAAUUUGUCGCCAUCCAGUUCUCUGUCAAUCGACCGUAUGGAAACAUUUUAUUACAUGUAAAGAUGAAAAACAAUGGAAAAAUGGUAAAAGAAGAGCAGAAAAAGAUGAACUUGUUGGUGGAAUGUUUUUCUUAACGAUUCAAAUACCAGAAAAUGCGACCAUCGAUAUGAAUACUGAUCCUAAAGUUGAACAAUUUGCACGUUUUAUUGGUAAAUUAGAUGAAUCGAUGAAAAAUACUUAUAAUUUAUCACAAGAGAUGAUCAAACGUUAUCAAUCAUUUUAUAAACGUGAAUUUUCCAAAAUGAGCAGCAUAUUCAGUACAUUAAGUGAAGCAUUCGAAACAUGUCCAACAAAAGAUGGUACAGCUAAUCGUGCUUUGAUACAGGCAGUAAACAACACUAGUGAAACAUAUGAAACUAUUGGAAAAUUAUUCGAAAAAGAAGAUUGCCGUGGUUUUGUUCCAUUAUCAAAUCUGAUGCAUGAAUAUCGUGGAAUAUUGACUGCAUGGCCGGAAAUAUAUCAAGUGUAUAAAGGAUCGAUUAAUAAAAAACGUGAACAUAAAAAAGCACGUGAUGAAGGACGAUUAGAUGAUAAAUCAUUGAUGGGUAUUGAAAAACGUGCCGAUGUUGUCACUUAUGCAACAAUUGCUGAAAUGAAUCAUUUUGAACAGGAACGAAUCAAUGAUUUGAAUAAAGUGAUGCGUGAAUUUCUAACUGGCCAAUUGAAAUUAUAUCAAGAAAUUGUUGUCAACAUUGAAAAUGCAUUACAAAUGUUUCCACCUACUCAAUGAAUGAAUAA